Molecule: messenger RNA, 4786 nt
Organism: Antechinus flavipes (yellow-footed antechinus)
Lineage: Eukaryota; Metazoa; Chordata; Mammalia; Dasyuromorphia; Dasyuridae
Gene: NLGN3
Product: neuroligin 3
Exons: 9
Coding region: 447-2996 (849 amino acids)
Biological process (GO): presynaptic membrane assembly; synaptic vesicle endocytosis; modulation of chemical synaptic transmission
Cellular component (GO): cell surface; synapse; postsynaptic specialization membrane
Molecular function (GO): neurexin family protein binding; signaling receptor activity
Source: RefSeq, a predicted model, not a curated record
CCGGCCCGUCUGUCCGCCCUCUUGCUCGGUUCCUCCUGCCCCGUGCCCCGUGCCUCGGUCUCCCUUCCCGCCCGGGCCCCUGGCCCGGCACUCCUCCCCUCGAUGACAUUGCCUGCCUGCCCCCUGUCAGCCAGCGCCCGCUCUCCCCCCCCCAGACACUUUCGCAUUCCCCUCUCGUCGCCGAUGCUUGCCGGGCGUUCCCAGGCUCCCUUCUGUACCCCUUCGGCUCGCUCUUAAAGGGGCCACCCCUGCUCAUCGAGCCCUUAGGGUCUCCCCUCUCUGAAGGAGCAGAGCCCGGAGGACCUGCCUGCUCGGUGCUGGUACCCACGGGGUGUCCCUCAGGGGCUUAGCUCUGAGGCUCACGCAGCUCAGCUAUGAGGGGCUCGCCUAGUGGGCCAGUUCCGUGACCCCAGAGGCCGCUCUCCGCCAGCCCCCCUGCCCAGAACAUGUGGCUACGCCUUUGUCCACUCUCGCCGCCCCCGAGCCCCGAGCCCCCAGCCGGCCGGAGCCUGUGCCUUGCCUUGUGGAUCCUCAGCUUGGUGCUGAGGGCCGGCGCCCAGGCCCCGGCGCCCACGGUUAAUACCCACUUUGGGAAGCUGAGGGGUUCCCGGGUGCCCCUGCCCAGUGAGAUCCUGGGACCCGUUGACCAGUACCUGGGGGUGCCCUAUGCAGCCCCCCCGAUUGGCGAGAAACGCUUCCUGCCCCCUGAGCCGCCCCCAUCUUGGUCAGGCAUCCGGAAUGCCACGCACUUUCCCCCGGUGUGCCCUCAGAACAUUCACACAGCUGUGCCUGAGGUCAUGUUGCCCGUGUGGUUCACUGCCAAUCUCGACAUCGUGGCCACCUACAUCCAGGAACCCAAUGAGGAUUGCCUCUAUCUGAACGUCUAUGUGCCCACAGAGGAUGUAAAGCGGAUUUCCAAGGAAUGCGCCCGAAAACCCAACAAGAAAAUUUGUAGGAAAGGAGGAUCCGGUGCUAAGAAACAGGGCGAGGACUUAGCGGAUAAUGAAGGGGACGAAGACGAAGACAUCCGGGACAGCGGGGCCAAGCCAGUCAUGGUCUAUAUCCACGGGGGCUCCUACAUGGAGGGCACAGGCAACAUGAUCGAUGGCAGCGUCCUCGCCAGCUACGGCAAUGUGAUCGUCAUCACCCUCAACUACCGGGUUGGGGUGCUAGGUUUCCUGAGCACCGGGGACCAGGCUGCCAAGGGAAACUAUGGGCUCCUGGACCAGAUUCAGGCCCUCCGCUGGGUGAGUGAGAACAUCGCCUUCUUUGGCGGAGACCCUCGUCGCAUCACUGUGUUUGGUUCCGGCAUUGGGGCCUCCUGUGUCAGCCUCCUGACGCUGUCCCAUCACUCUGAGGGGCUCUUCCAGAGGGCCAUCAUCCAGAGUGGUUCGGCCCUCUCCAGCUGGGCGGUCAACUACCAGCCAGUCAAAUACACCAGCCUGCUGGCGGACAAGGUGGGGUGCAACGUGCUGGACACCGUGGACAUGGUGGAUUGCCUACGCCAGAAGAGUGCCAAAGAGUUGGUGGAACAGGACAUCCAGCCGGCUCGCUACCACGUGGCCUUCGGUCCCGUGAUCGACGGGGACGUGAUCCCCGAUGACCCCGAGAUCCUUAUGGAGCAGGGCGAGUUCCUCAACUAUGACAUCAUGCUGGGCGUCAACCAGGGAGAGGGACUCAAGUUCGUGGAGGCUGUGGUGGACCCUGAGGACGGGGUCUCGGGCACCGACUUCGACUACUCCGUCUCCAACUUUGUGGACAACCUGUACGGCUACCCGGAGGGCAAGGAUACCCUUCGGGAGACCAUCAAAUUCAUGUACACUGACUGGGCAGACCGGGACAACCCCGAGACCCGCCGCAAAACCCUGGUGGCCCUUUUCACCGACCACCAGUGGGUCGAGCCCUCCGUGGUGACGGCCGACCUGCACGCCCGCUACGGCUCGCCCACCUAUUUCUACGCCUUCUACCACCACUGCCAGAGCCUCAUGAAGCCAGCUUGGUCCGACGCGGCCCACGGGGAUGAGGUGCCCUACGUCUUCGGCAUCCCCAUGGUGGGCCCCACGGACCUCUUCCCCUGCAACUUCUCCAAGAACGACGUCAUGCUCAGUGCCGUCGUCAUGACCUACUGGACCAACUUUGCCAAGACCGGGGACCCCAACAAGCCCGUCCCCCAGGACACCAAAUUCAUCCAUACCAAGGCCAACCGCUUCGAGGAGGUGGCCUGGUCCAAGUAUAACCCCCGGGACCAGCUGUAUCUUCACAUUGGGCUGAAACCCCGGGUCCGUGACCACUACCGGGCCACCAAGGUGGCCUUCUGGAAGCACCUGGUGCCCCACCUGUACAACCUGCACGACAUGUUCCACUACACGUCCACCACCACCAAAGUGCCGCCCCCGGACACCACCCACAGCUCCCACAUCACCCGGCGUCCCAAUGGCAAGGCCUGGAGCACCAAGCGGCCCGCCAUCUCCCCGGCCUACAGCAACGAGAACGCCCAGGGGGCCUGGAACGGGGACCAGGACGCAGGGCCGCUUCUGGUGGAGAACCCUCGGGACUACUCCACGGAGCUGAGCGUCACCAUCGCCGUGGGGGCCUCCCUCCUCUUCCUCAACGUGCUGGCCUUCGCCGCCCUCUACUACCGCAAGGACAAGAGGCGGCAGGAGCCCCUGCGGCAGCCCAGUCCCCAGCGGGGCCCCGGGGGUCCUGGGGAGAUGGGAGCGGCCCCCGAGGAGGAGCUGGCAGCCCUCCAGCUGGGCCCCUCGCACCAUGAGUGCGAGGGCCCGCCCAGCCACGACCCACUCCGCCUCAGUGCCCUCCCUGACUAUACCCUGACACUGCGACGUUCUCCCGACGACAUCCCCCUCAUGACUCCCAACACCAUCACCAUGAUCCCCAACUCCUUGGUGGGGUUGCAGACGCUGCACCCCUAUAACACCUUCGCUUCUGGCUUCAACAGCACCGGGUUGCCCCACUCACACUCCACCACGCGGGUAUAGCUCUCCCCCGGAGCUUCUGCCCGGCCCGGCCCUGCUUCCCCCUCCCCAGGCCCCAUCUGUGCACACACCCAUACACCCCACCCCACAGAUACACACGCGCACAGAGCAGACCCCCCCCCCAUGCACAACCGCAGACACCCCCAUGUACAAACACAUAUCCAGAAUGAAACACGAAUGGACUCUUCAAAGGAGAAAGCCCUCAGCGGCCCCGGGGAGUCAGCACCCCUGGGGCGGUGGGAAGCGGCAGGUACCUGUCCCUGGUGCUGGCCAGCCCUUGGCCCCCCUCCUCCCUCCCCCCCCGCUUUCCUCUCUCCCCUCCCCAGCCAACCCCAGACUUGGGAUCCUUCUCCCUCCCACUGGGGCUGUUCUGGAUCUUGGUGGAUUUUGUCUUUAUUUUUAUUUUUCAUUUUUGAAUAAGUGCUUUCUUCUCCCCGGGAAAGGCAGAGAAGGGAAGGAAAGGCUCCUUCCCCUCAAUCCCCCAUCGCUCACAUAGCCAGAGACCAGGGAGCAGGGUUCUUUAAGCAGAACGGGACCCAACGAAUACCGUGGGCCAGAAAGAGGAAGGGAAGGGGAUGAGUUGCCUGGCCCCUGGCAUAGUUCAGGUCAACCCUCGCCUAGGCCUGCCCCGGGGGCCGCUGGGAAGGGGCUGCUUGGAGGGGGUGCAGCUUUCACCCUGGUACCAGGCCCCGGGUGACUAUGCUAGGGCCUGCCCGCACCCUCCCACCUUCGCUCGUCCCGCCACUCGAGUGCACUCUGGGGUGCUGCCCUUCCCCACCCUUGGGCUACUGCUGUUAGGAGCUUGCCCCCUUUUUCUUUUCAGAGUCUCUUUUGUGUCAUUUCUCUUUCAAAAAGACUUUUUAAAAAAAAAAGAAAAAAGAAAAAAAAGAAAAGAAAUUAGUUCUUAAAACACUAAUGGAAACCCCUGGAGUUUGUUCUUUGUACAGAUUUUAAACACGGUGUCUUGAUAUAAAAAUAAAAACUCCGGUUAGCGCUCCCAACCUGUGUCCCUUGUACAGGCCCUGCUACAGCAGCCCCCAAGCUCACCCCCAGCACCGGGCCUCCCGUGCCUUGGACCUCCUCUGCCCUUCCCGCCAGACUGUUCGAUCCCUCACGGCACUGCCAUUCCCUCAGGUGUUGGGCCCUGAAAUGGCAAAAACCAAAACCCAAAACCAUGUACGCUUCCCCCCUGGUGGAGGUGGGCGGGACCACCUGACUUCCUCCCAGCUGGGCACCCUGGCUUGCCCUCAGGUUCGCCCCUGGCCACAGUUGGGUCAGAAUAGCCAUGCAGCUCCCAGCCAGAGAGCGAGUCCUCCUCGGGAGACUGGAUGGGAUGGGGGCUGUUGGCUUCCAUACAGACAUGCCCCCUGGUCCGGGAAACUGAAUCGGAGAAGGUUUGGGGGUCCCCGGAAUGAUCUUUGAAACAGCCAUUGGCCCCGGGGAAUGGAUGGUGCAGGGGUCUCUAGUGACUUGGCUUUUGUGGCACCUGAGGCAAGCUUCCUGAAAGCUUCUCAAGAUGGGCGACCCCCAAAGCACUCUCAGAUCAUCAUUGAAGUGAGCCGUGAGAGAAUCCAGUGUUUCAGCUACUCUUGGUCAUCUCCUUGUAAGAAAGACUCGAAGGAAGGAGGGGCCAGAGAAGAGGAGGAGCCAGGACCGAAGGAAAAAAGGGCCAGGAUGUCAUUAACCCCUUUUGUUCAUUCUGGUUCUCUGUGUAAGGCCGGAACUGAGGUCUCUCAGGGGACAGAUGGAAGCUGGGGAUACAAAAAACAAACAAUAAAAGAAAACAAACCAUU